AUGAGUAGCGUGCACGACUAUGAGGCGGUCCGUAAGGACAUCGUCGCUCAACUGAAGAAGCCCGACUAUGAUGAUGGAAGCGCUGGACCGGUGUUCGUCCGGUUGGCAUGGCAUUCCUCCGGAACCUAUGAUUUUCAAUCCGAUACUGGCGGUUCAAACGGCGCCGGUAUGCGCUAUGAAGCGGAGGGUGGCGACCCAGCCAAUGCGGGUUUGCAGCAUGGCCGGGCCUUCCUGGAUCCGGUCAAGGAAAAGCAUCCUUGGAUCACAUACUCAGACUUGUGGACACUGGCAGGCGUAGUCGCAAUCAAGGAACUGGGAGGCCCCGAGAUUCCCUGGCAAGGCGGACGUACUGAUCUGGUGGACGACUCGAAGGUGCCUCCACGGGGUCGACUGCCCGACGGUGCUCUGGGCGCCGACCACCUGCGAUUCAUCUUUGGCCGUAUGGGCUUCAACGAUCAAGAGAUCGUUGCGCUGACUGGCGGUCACAACCUCGGCCGGUGCCACGGCGACCGUAGUGGGUUCGAGGGACCCUGGGUCACCAACCCGACCCGUUUCUCGAACUCUUUCUUCAAGUUGUUGUUGACGCUAGACUGGAAGCCCCGCAAGCUGUCAACGGGUAUGACCCAGUUUGUGUAUGAAGAUCCCGAUGCCGACGAGGAUGAGGAGCCUCUGAUGAUGCUGCCAACCGACAUGGCGCUGAAGACCGACCCGGCUUUUGCACCUUGGGUGCAUGCUUAUGCCAAGGAUAAGGACCUGUUCUUUGAUCACUUUUCCAAGGUGUUUGCGAAGUUGGUUGAGCUGGGUAUCCAGCGUGAUGCGCAGGGUGUCAUCACCAACACCGACAACAAGAUGGGUGGAUAUUUUUCUGCGCCCAAGAAGAGCAACACAGCCACCGGUCCGAAGAAGGGUGAGCCUCGGGCUCGCCUGUAG
Messenger RNA from Penicillium waksmanii, 930 nucleotides. RefSeq names its product peroxidase. Gene Ontology annotation, molecular function: peroxidase activity; heme binding. NCBI's taxonomy places the organism in Eukaryota, Fungi, Ascomycota, Eurotiomycetes, Eurotiales, Aspergillaceae. The transcript has 2 exons. Gene Ontology annotation, biological process: response to reactive oxygen species; cellular response to oxidative stress; hydrogen peroxide catabolic process. The coding region runs from base 1 to 930 and encodes 309 amino acids. The record is from RefSeq and is a predicted model, not a curated record.